AUGACAAUUCUUGUCUUAGAGCGAUGUCACAUUAUCAUGAACUUAUUCUUUGGUCUAAUAACUUUUAUUCUAUUAAACUCUGCUCAUUGCUUUUACCCAAAAAGACUCAAUAUUUCUGCUGCAACGGGCGAUUCAGAUUGGUCUCUAGCUGGAGCUACGUGGUAUGGCAGCCCCACCGGCUACGGAAGCAACGGUGGAGCGUGUGGUUAUGAAAAUGCUGUGGCACAAGCUCCGUUUUCGUCCAUGGUAUCAGCCGGAGGUCCGUCGUUGUAUAAGUCGGGGAAAGGAUGUGGCGCAUGUUAUCAGAUAAAAUGCACUUCAAAACCAGCGUGUUCAACGAACCCGGUUACGGUAGUGAUUACAGAUGAAUGUAAAGGAUGCGUCACAGAAUCGGUCCAUUUCGAUUUGAGCGGUACAGCGUUUGGUGCACUGGCGAGUUCUGGUCAAGAUAGUCAGCUUCGAGAUGUCGGAGUUUUGCAGAUUCUUUAUAGAAAAGUUGAGUGCAACUAUAUUGGCGAAACGGUGACGUUUCACGUGGAAAAUGGUUCAAACCCUUACUCCUUCGCGGCUUUGAUUGAGUAUGAAGACGGAGACGGCGAGAUCGGCCUGGUUGAACUCAAACAAGCUUUAGAUUCGGACACAUGGCUUCCGAUGAGCCAAUCAUGGGGUGCGGUGUGGAAGCUUGACGUGACGUCACCUUUACGGGCUCCACUGUCUCUCCGGUUGACUUAUCUAGACUCCGGCGAGACCGUUAUGGCUUCUGAUGUUAUUCCGGCCGGUUGGGAGCCCGGUGAAAAGUAUAAAUCGAACGUUAACUUUCAAGUCUAG
Messenger RNA from Brassica rapa (field mustard), 828 nucleotides. It is a transcript of the gene EXPB2, whose product is annotated as putative expansin-B2. NCBI's taxonomy places the organism in Eukaryota, Viridiplantae, Streptophyta, Magnoliopsida, Brassicales, Brassicaceae. The record is from RefSeq and is marked provisional. Gene Ontology annotation, biological process: sexual reproduction. Gene Ontology annotation, cellular component: extracellular region.